Molecule: messenger RNA, 6216 nt
Organism: Toxorhynchites rutilus septentrionalis
Lineage: Eukaryota; Metazoa; Arthropoda; Insecta; Diptera; Culicidae
Gene: Btk29A
Product: tyrosine-protein kinase Btk29A
Exons: 12
Coding region: 2067-4019 (650 amino acids)
Biological process (GO): peptidyl-tyrosine autophosphorylation; intracellular signal transduction
Molecular function (GO): ATP binding; non-membrane spanning protein tyrosine kinase activity; protein binding
Source: RefSeq, a predicted model, not a curated record
GCUCAGUCUGCUAGCAGUUGCGUACCCGACGAUAAGCAUACACGCCACGAUCGUUCUGCGAGUUCGCUUUGAAUUCCUCAUUACUUUUUUUCCCCUGUCAUGUUCAUGUUCUCAAAGGUGAUCUCGAGGAUAUUGAUCGGGCUUAGGAGUUCUGAUACAGAUCCAGCGAACGGAUGGUGAACGCAAAGUGAUAUCGCCAGUGUCUAUUUAUGGCGUGAUUACGUGUAGUGUUGUUCGGUGGUGAGUUUCGUGUUGGUUGGAUUGUGCCUGCUAGGUCACAGUCGACUGACGUGUGUGGUGACAACCGCUCUACAAGAAAUACAGAAAUACAAAAAUAAUAACAACAACGUGAAAAACUUGAUCGGGAUUAUUGAAACUGCUCCAGCUGGUGGUUCGUUCGAAGUUGGUGCUUUUUUGGUGUUCAACCCUUUCGAAAGAUAAAAGAGAGUGAAGAUCGAGAAGAAAUAAGGAAAAAAAACAAACAGGAAAAACCAGUGAUACUGAAAUCGAAAAGAUUGGUGAAACGCCCAAAAAGUGUCGAUCGGGUCGAAAGAGAGUGUGAGUCUCGUCGCUAUCCUAUCGCCCUGCUCUUUUGAGUGUGAUCGCAGCAGAAGGAAAGAAUUGUACGGAUCGUAUGAGCCAACAAUUAAGGAGUUUUUUGCAUUGAAAAUAAAAAUUGGUGGUGAUGCUCGUAGUGAAUCCAGUUGGCAGCAUGCUGUAAGCGAAACACGGAUGGAGGUUAGCUGAUACAGCAGACAGAGAGCCGUCCGCCGUUCCCUUCGUCGAUUGCGGUAUAACUGCGGUGUGUUUACUAACAACAACAGUGGACCGAAAAAAAGGAGAGCGACAGCGCGUCUUCAAACAAAUUACAUUUGUUGUCAUCGGUGUGUCGCGUUUUCGGUGAAAUAGGCGGAAUACCUUUGGACUGAUUACAACAGCAGCGGCAGCAGUGGUUCAUUUCGUGCGGGGAAGAACUGGUCUGUGUUUUCGAGCAAACACUUAUCAACACGCUCGGUGGUGCCGGCGCACGUUGGUGUGUCAUUAUACCCAUACUAGAGUAGCAGAGAGAGAGAGAGAGAGAGAAGGGAAGAAAAUAAACCCGCGAUCGUCCGAAAAAAAAACUACACAACUGUCGGUUCCACGGUGCAAUGGUCAAAGGCGGAGCGAAGAAAAAUUAAAAGUGCGAGUGGAAGAAAAGUGAGAAAGCAAACAGAAAAUUGAACCACUGUAGCCAACCGUGAAGAACCCGCGCAAAGCCCCUCGGAGCUGACCAGGCAUGACUACAAGCUGGUCCUAAGAGAUCGCCGCUUGGAACAAAAGCAGAGCAUUUCGAAUCCCGCGGGAGGAAGCCUUCAUUAGUCAUCGUCAAAUCGGCGCAGGUGAUGCGUGCUCGCUUAUGCGUAUAUCGGGUACGCGUGCGUAACUGAUGGUUCGUUCGCCUGCUCUCGGGUCUAAACUGUGUUUAACGCUAUUCAGAUAAUUUGAUUUACACGCGGGGCGGCAGAGUCGAAGUGAACGACGACGACGAGGAUACGCGGCAGGAGCGGGUGGAGCAGUGGAGUUGAAAGAUAAAGUGAUUUUCACAAAAACCUGUUUGGGUUACGCCGCCGCGCGAGUGUUUGUUCGCUGGAAAGAGGUUCCAAACCGCUCUCCAAAGGUUUUUCAUACAAGAAGUCCAGUGCGCAGUGUGUGGCUGUGUGCGGUAGUAUGAGCAACAGCAGCAGCGUGAAGUUGUGUUCUUCGACUGCAGCGAUAACGCCUUGAAAUUGGAGAACCCUCGAAGUGUCUAAGUGACCGCCGCCGCAGUGGCGCAAUGCCCAGUGGCUAAGAGUACCCGCGGAAAAAUAUUCUUAAGUGGUGGUGCGUUCGCGAACCGAGCGGUGCUAAUUGCCAAGAGAGAGUGAAUGAAUUAUCUGUUGAACGCGAGUGUUUUUUUUCAUUUUUUUUUAUAUUGGUGUACUUCUUCUGAUCAAACUGCCGCGCGAAAGGUGAUAUCGGUUCUCGGGACCGUUCUCUCCUUUCCUCUGAGUGAGACGCCAGGGAAGCCAAAAUAAUAGCGCCUUUAAAUGAUUCCGUGCGUGAGCUUGACCGAAACCAGUGUCCUUGGGAAUAUGAAAGAGCGCGUUAAAGAGAUGCGCGUGUUCGGUUGCCGUCUCAAUUUCUGGAACAAUGUUACCGCCAAUUUUAGCAACAAAGGUAACGGAAGUUCACCCGCCCAAAACUCGACCCGCAGUAUUAGUCCCAACACCCAGAGCCUACCCAACGGCCAUCCGCCGGCGUCGCAUCUCAUCUCUGGGUCUGGAUCGGAAAGAACGCUCCUCCAGCCGGGCAGCCAGCCGCAGCUGCAAUCUCAGCAGUCACCACAACAGCAGCAGCAGCAGCAGCAACAACAACUGCAGAUCCCGCAGCAAAACGCACAGCCAACCUCACAUUCGCCCUCGCUGCAGCAUCAGCAGCUGCAGCACCAGCAGUCUUCUCAGUCCCACCAUCUGAACAGCAGCUCCAGUAGUUUAGGCAACAUCACGCCUACCUUCGCCCAACCACAGUCACCUACCCACAACUCCUUCAAAACGGCGUCCAUCAACGGUGCGGGUCAUCAUACGAACGGAGGCGAGCUAAAUAUGCCUGGUGGCCCAACAGUAGCACCCGGAACACCAAAUUCUAAGGCCAAGGAUGUCUCGCCACGGGUCAAGAUUGUGGUAGCAUUGUACCCCUUUAAGGCGAUCGAGAGCGGUGAUUUGUCGCUGGAAAAGAAUGCCGAGUAUGAGGUGAUCGAUGACUCGCAGGAACACUGGUGGAAGGUCAAAGAUCAGCACGGCACCAUCGGCUACAUACCCAGCAACUAUGUCAAAGAGAAGGAACUGCUGGGUCUGCAGAAGUACGAUUGGUACGUGGGGGACAUGUCCCGGCAGCGGGCCGAAUCACUGCUCAAACAAAACGACAAAGAAGGCUGCUUCGUGGUGAGGAAGUCAUCCACCAAGGGCCUUUACACACUAUCGCUACAUACCAAAGUACCCCAAUCCCAUGUGAAGCACUAUCACAUCAAACAGAACGCUCGCCUUGAGUUUUAUCUCUCCGAGAAGCACUGCUGUGAAACGAUACCGGAUCUAAUCAACUACCAUCGGCACAACUCCGGUGGCCUAGCAUGCAGACUAAAGACUUCGCCUUGCGAUCGGCCUGUGCCGCCAACCGCCGGUCUGUCACACGACAAAUGGGAAAUUCACCCCUCGGAGCUGAUGAUCUUGGAGGAGCUCGGUUCCGGUCAGUUUGGGGUUGUCCGAAGAGCCAAAUGGCGCGGAUCGAUCGACACAGCAGUCAAAAUGAUGAAGGUUGGCACUAUGUCCGAGGAUGAUUUCAUCGAGGAAGCGAAAGUUAUGACGAAACUCCAACAUCCAAAUCUUGUCCAGCUCUAUGGCGUCUGUUCAAAGCAUCGACCGAUCUACAUCAUCACCGAGUACAUGAAGCACGGUUCGUUGCUUAACUAUCUGCGAAGGCACGAACAGUCGCUAAUCGGAAACAUGGGAAUGCUGCUGGAUAUGUGCAUACAGGUCUGCAAGGGAAUGUCCUAUCUCGAGCGCCACAACUACAUCCAUCGAGAUCUGGCCGCCCGCAACUGCUUGGUAGGUUCGGAGAAUACCGUGAAGGUAGCUGAUUUCGGUCUUGCCCGGUACGUGCUGGACGAUCAGUAUACCAGUUCUGGGGGAACCAAGUUUCCGAUCAAGUGGGCCCCACCGGAGGUGCUUAACUACACCCGGUUCUCCUCGAAGAGCGAUGUUUGGGCCUAUGGCGUGUUGAUGUGGGAAGUUUUUACUUGCGGAAAAAUGCCGUACGGCCGUCUAAAGAACACCGAGGUAGUCGAGCGCGUCCAGCGAGGAAUUAUACUAGAGAAACCAAAAGCGUGUGCGAAGGAGAUCUAUGAUGUGAUGAAGAAAUGCUGGUCACACGGCCCCGAAGAUAGGCCUGGCUUCCGGAUACUCAAGGACCAGCUCGCAGCCGUCGCCCAAGGUCUCACCGAUUAGAAUCCGCUGGCCUGAACAUCAUCUGGUAACAUCCACAAAACACAACACAACCCAACACACAAGAAGUACAUAUAUUAUACACAAACAAACACGUACACGUAUAAGCAUAAAAAUUACCACUUUUAUCUUAGAGCUAGAAGAAUCAUGUCUUUCAUUUCAAUGCAUUUUCAUCUAUUAGAUCUACUCUCAUACGUAGCAUUUCUUAAAAUACAAAAAUGAAGAACUCACAAACACACAGAACCCAGACAGGAUUUGGGGGGAGAACAGUGGACAGUGUUUUAUAUUAAGAAAUAUUAUGCUUAAUGAGGAUAACACAGAGAAGAAGAAAGGAAACAAAACGAAAACCUAUCCAUAUCUUUCAUGAGAAUACAAACCACACAGAUCUAUUCGUUGCAAGAGGAUCCGCGAUGAACUACUAAAGUUAGUGUCAAGCCAAAUAGCGAGAGGAGUGUCUGUAGUUCUUUGGCAGUCGACAUUCGUUUAAACCGCCUCAAAUAAACCGACGUAAGUAAAAAAAAGGGAAUAACAAACCGUAGAACACAAGAAGUCACAGUCGCGCGCAAGUCUCUUUCUCGGUGUUGCAAAAAGUCGGCCUUUUCCUACUGACGAAAAGAUAAAAUACUUCUUGUUUUCAAUUUCCACUAAUUUUAGAAGAAACACACUAACAUUCGUACCGAAGGAAUGAACUGACUGAUUGUGAUUGUGUUUGCACACAGAAGCACAAACUGUGAGAAACCAGUUAUACGUGGGCGGGGAGCGAAACAAAAAAAAAGUGCAAGCAAGGGUGAAUCAAAACGAUAUAUGUUUUCCAAUCAAACUGCGAUAGCCAAACAGAGCGCCAGAGGAGACAGAAUAAAACAAAAAUAAAACAAUAAUUUUGUGACUAAUUAGAUGAUAGAGAAGAGAAUAUGACGUAUGAAUCUUCUGUACGGUAAAGUAACGGUUGCACUAUAGAAGAUCAUGGUUUGAACAAACAAGAGAACACGAGUGAUUUGAGCUCUUCAGUUUUUUUCCCAAGACAACUUCAUUAUCAAGAUUAUUUUUUUCUGUGUGAAGUUAAUUGGAAGCUACUACGGUUCACUUUUAACCACGUUUGAAGAAUCAGUUGUAGAAAGUCUAGUUGUAAGGAGAUGUGCGCGGAAUUUAGAAGAAAGGAGCAAGAAAGCAUAAGUGAUAUUUUAUACGUUUAGUUUUUUUAGUUAAAGACAUUUAUUUAACCUAUUCAUUUCCGUGUACUCGAACCGUAGGAGAAUACAGUUUAUUAUUGUCGGCCCUCAACUCUAGCGCCGUUAUUUUUUUUUGUCAAUCGAAGUCAUUUAGUUUGUUUAAGUAUUUUUUGGUCGGAUGCAAGCGCAUAAUUCAUACAUAAUUGAAGAUUUUUUUUGACUUUUCAUCUCAAUUUUUAGCAGAGCUCCGUUUAAAUUUUAGGUAAAUGAGAAAAUAAAACAAUAAACUGAAAUUAACUCAUGUCUGAGGGAGAUACAAACUGCUCUGAGGGUAUGAACUAUAGUUAGCAUUAUUUGUCGAAUUCUAAUGAUGCUUGUAUUAGAAAAAAAGAAAACAAGUUUUUCGCUGAACGAUAAGUAGCACACACAAAUAUUCAAGCGUUAUAAGAGAAUGAAAAUAAUAAAAUGCCAUUUUUACAAUAAUGAAUAUAGGACUUUAAUGUUUAACAAAACUGUAGCAGCAGCAGAAGGAAAGGAAAAAAAAGAAACACAAAAACAUCAUAUAGAGUUAAACGGAUUCAAAAUCAUGCCAAUAUUCCUAGGAUUUGAAGCAAUCGGUAGCCUGCAAUGGCUGCCAUUAGAAUUGAAUCAAAAAAGCAGAAACCAUCAAAAGCAGUGGUAUCAUGUAAACGAAUAACGAAUUAACGAGCAAGCAUUAUACCGUAGCACUCAUGAUGAAUUGUCGAUUUUCGAAGCAUAUAUACAUACCUUUUUAUGUAGAAAAUGUUGAAGCAUACGCAGCUCAGCGCGCUGGUACAAGUUAUUCGUAGAAAAAAAAUUGAAAGCGAAUGACGCAUGGUGUGAAGAAGUUUCAUAGUGAGCCAAUGGAACCGGUUCCGUAGAGGAGAAACAGAAGCUACCGCGAGGUUUGAUCAAGGGCGAGAAAGAAAAGUAUAAUAUAUGUCUUUUAUUCGAGAUCAGCUAAAUCUAUAAUAAAAUUGAACAAAGAUCAUGUCUUGUAUGAAAAAUAA